Messenger RNA from Cannabis sativa, 1441 nucleotides. Its product is annotated as ubiquitin carboxyl-terminal hydrolase 2. The record is from RefSeq and is a predicted model, not a curated record. Gene Ontology annotation, biological process: ubiquitin-dependent protein catabolic process; protein deubiquitination. Lineage: Eukaryota; Viridiplantae; Streptophyta; Magnoliopsida; Rosales; Cannabaceae. Gene Ontology annotation, cellular component: cytoplasm. The coding region runs from base 271 to 1275 and encodes 334 amino acids. The transcript has 6 exons. Gene Ontology annotation, molecular function: cysteine-type deubiquitinase activity.
ACUUUCCUACCUUCGAUUUUUACUCUCUUUUUGCACCCCCAUUUAAAUAAAAAUUGAAACUUUAAGGGUGAAGAAAUUAAAAAUUAGGGAAGUGAGUUCAAAGCGGUGCAACUGGAACUGCUUUUUAUGCAAUCUCCAUAAUUUUGUUUUGGGAUUAUAUUAUAGUCUCUUCUUCUAUUAUUGAUGGAGUCUCGGGUUAAUUUAAUUCUUUGUUACUUUUAUCUAAUUGAUUAAUUUUUCAUAGUGGUUGGUGAUAGAAGAUUUGGCAGCAUGUCUUGGUGCACGAUUGAGUCCGACCCAGGGGUAUUUACUGAGCUUAUCCAGCAGAUGCAAGUUAAAGGCGUGCAGGUUGAGGAGUUGUAUUCAUUGGACAUUGAUUCUCUGAACAACCUAAAACCAGUAUAUGGUUUGAUAUUCCUAUUCAAAUGGUGUCCAGGCGAAAAGGAUGAACGCCCUGUAAUUAAAGAUCCCAGUCCUAACUUGUUCUUUGCUAGCCAGGUUAUUAAUAAUGCUUGUGCAACUCAAGCAAUCUUGUCCAUCUUGAUGAACUGUCCAGAUAUUGACAUUGGACCUGAACUAACCAAACUGAAAGAUUUUUCAAAGAAUUUUCCACCCGAACUCAAAGGUUUGGCAAUAAAUAACAGUGAACCUAUACGAACUGCCCACAAUAGUUUUGCAAGGCCCGAGCCUUUUGUUCCCGAGGAGCAGAAGGCUGCUGGCAAAGAUGAUGACGUAUACCAUUUCAUCAGUUACCUGCCUGUUGAUGGUGUGCUAUAUGAGCUUGAUGGUUUAAAGGAGGGACCCAUUAGUCUUGGACAAUGCCCUGUUGGGCAAGGUGACCAAGAAUGGCUUCAGAUGGUGCAACCAGUAAUCCAGGAACGCAUUGAGAAGUAUGCCAAAAGUGAAAUAAGAUUCAACCUCAUGGCAGUUAUCAAGAACAGGAAAGAGAUAUACACAGCUGAACUCAAGGAGCUCCAGAAAAAGAGGGAGCGAAUCUUGCUACAGAUAGCUGCCUUGCAAUCAGACAGACCAGUCGACAGUAGUAAAUUUGAAGCCCUAAACAAAUCUCUUUCAGAAGUGAAUUCCGGUAUUGAGGGUGCCACUGAGAAGAUUUUGAUAGAGGAGGAAAAAUUCAAGAAAUGGAGAACCGAAAACAUACGUAGGAAACACAAUUACAUACCCUUUUUGUUUAACUUUCUCAAGCUUCUUGCUGAAAAGAAACAAUUGAAGCCCCUUAUUGAGCAAGCAAAACAGAAGAAAGGAGGAUCUCGGUGAAUGCGGUGUUAUGGCUAACUGUUUAAAAGGGGAUUUUGGUUUCCUUCUCAGUUAAUGUACCGAAUUUAAAUGAGUUUUAAGAUAAUGACUUAUUUUUAUUCCAUCAAAUUGUUUGAUUGUUGAGAACAUCUUGGGUUGUUUUUACCUUAAAAUAUCACUUUCCCCA